AUGAUUAGAAGACGGUUUGGUAGUAAAAAUAUUGACGACCUGCUAGUUAAUAAAAGACAUCAAAAAUGUGUACCUAAAAAUUUAAAUCGUUUCAAGGCUCCGUUAGUAUCAGGUGAUUUUCCAUCGAGGGUUUCUCUAAUCGAAGAAAAAAGUUCAAUAAAAGAAGAAGAAAGCUUUAAUAUAUCUGAAAAAUAUUUAGGAAAACCUCCUAUCACUUAUUGGAGAAGAGCCGAAAGUAGUGAUGUUGAUGCCGUUUGUAAACUAGUAGAAAAAUCUCAUGGUUUUGUGAAAGAAUUAUUCACAGAACCCGAUGUACCGGAUUUAAUCGAACAACAAUUAAUAUCAUUUACGAGCGUAUUUGCUUAUCCAAAUAUACCGGCAGUACCUUCAUUUGAAUGGUAUCAAUGGUUUGAUAAUGCUUAUAGAAUAACGGGCUCUAAUCCGAGAAAUACAUUGUUUAUACAUUACAUUGGUUGGGAAAGUAAUUAUUAUUCCGACUUUUUGCGUUUAACAUUGGAAACGUUAUUUUUAGAAUUUAACUUUUUGAGUCAUUUAAUAAUUAUUAAACCUCCGAAGGUGAAAAUACCAAGCAUUAUUGCUGAUAAUUUCAUUCAAGCUUUACCGAAAGAUGCUCAAAUGUUCGCUUGUGAUUUGUCAUCUAUACAAACUGUCUUGUUAUGUUUGAAAUACUCCAUCAUGGAACACUUGAAAAUUCGUUUAGCUAUGGUAGAAGAUCAUGAUGAUUUGAUGCCAAUAGUAGAUCAGCAUACCGAAAGGCUAAAACAAUUAUACGGAGAUUAUUGCAUAGCUGAAAUAAUUGAGUAUCCAGGAACAAACGAUCGGAAAACUUUAGUUUGUGAAUCAAUGGGAUAUGCUAUAGGAUUUAUGAAUAUUAAUAGAGCAAUAGAUUUUGAACUUUUGAACACUCAAUUUGAUUUAGGUGGAUUUCACGGUUUAAGAAAACCAACCGAAGAAGAUACUAAGCCCUCAGACAUUAACUUGGACGAUGAAGAUAAACCGAUACGUCUUCCUAGUAAAGUGAAUCCAACUAUGGACGUGUAA
Pediculus humanus corporis (human body louse) is the source of this 1062-nucleotide messenger RNA. RefSeq lists its product as uncharacterized. The coding region runs from base 1 to 1062 and encodes 353 amino acids. The transcript has 7 exons. NCBI's taxonomy places the organism in Eukaryota, Metazoa, Arthropoda, Insecta, Psocodea, Pediculidae. The record is from RefSeq and is a predicted model, not a curated record.